AUGGUGGUCGGCACCUGCCGUCGCUCGCCCUCCCUCCUGCAAUUGACAAGGACCGCGGCGCUGUACCUCGGCCGUGACCACACCUUAUUGGUUCCGUCGGCUCUGUUUGGGCAGCGGUCUAGGCUUCCACCCGCUGAGCUUUACCUUGUUCAGACCCACGGCAUCUUGUUUAGUAGGAAGCAGGAGGAGGGACUUGGAGUUAUCGAUAACCCGGUCUCAUCGAGUCGACAAUCUGGUGCGCCACGUACUUCCUCCAACCCCCAGAAAGUUCCUGUGCCCGUCUUAGGCACCCCUGCCAAACAAGACCCGGGCCAGAUCCUGCUGGAUCCCAUCCUUCGUGCCUUUGCCAAACCCAACCUCGGCUGGUGGCAGCCGCCGGCUCUCCUUGUAUCGCGAGAGCCUUCCCCCGCGCUUGCCGUCCUUCGGCCCGACAACUACCAAAUGCCUUUAUCCACAGAGGAGGCAUGGAGCACCCCUCCAACCAUCAGCCUGCAGCACUCGAGGCGGCAAACAUGGCAGGGUUAG
Molecule: messenger RNA, 525 nt
Organism: Thermothelomyces thermophilus ATCC 42464
Lineage: Eukaryota; Fungi; Ascomycota; Sordariomycetes; Sordariales; Chaetomiaceae
Exons: 2
Coding region: 1-525 (174 amino acids)
Source: RefSeq, a predicted model, not a curated record